GUUUCAGGAAUGUGUGUUGGUGACGUUCUGGAGCAGAACUGCUGCUGUUUUCUCCGGAGAUAAGCUGAAGCAGCGGCUGGAGCCGGCAGAACCCAGAGGAACACGCUGACUCCGGCAGAACCCAGAGGAAGACGCUGACUCCGGUUCUGCUGGUCCCGUAGCGCAGCUGCAAACUCAGCGGGGCUCUUUGGGUUCUUUUCGGCCGCUUGUCCUGACUGGAGAGCAGAAGGAAGGGAAGAGGUUUCCAUGUGAUGGAAUGAUGUCAGCACAGGGCAGUGUGGAGAGUGACUGCAGCCCUGGAGGCUGAUGAACCCGCCCCAUUGGCCAGCCAGGAUGCACAUAGCAUCAGUGGGUAUUAGUAAGUCCUGCUUUCUGUUCUCUCUUGCGUUCUGCUCCCUCCUCCUUCUGCUCAUCCCAGCCCUUCAGUCCCCUGCACACCAGCUGGAUCCGCCUCAGCCCCGACCCCAAAUGAAAUCUGGCCCAGCAAGGCAGCCACACCAUGCAAACCUUCCAGCAGGGACAGCGAGUGCUAGCCGCACAGACCCGGCCGCAGGGUUCAGUAGGAGUUCACCUGUUAGACCUGACAUUCCCAGAGCAGUGAAGGUGAAAACGUCAGGGUCGAGGCCCAUGGACAGGCUAAAUUUAAAAGACAUUUUCAUUGCGGUGAAGACCACCAGGAAGUACCACAAGUCCAGACUGGAGCUGCUGAUUCAGACCUGGGUGUCCCAAGCCAAGGAACAGACUUACAUAUUCACUGAUGGGGAGGACAAGGAGCUGCAGGUGAAAACGGGAGCUAAUAUCAUCAACACCAACUGCUCAGCAGCUCACAAUCGACAGGCUCUGUGCUGCAAGAUGUCUGUGGAGUAUGAUAAGUUCAUCGAGUCCCAGAAGAAGUGGUUCUGUCAUGUGGAUGAUGACAACUAUGUGAUCCUGCCUAGUCUGCUGCGACUGCUGUCCUCAUACCACCACAGUCAGGACAUCUACCUUGGCCGGCCCAGUCUGGAUCACCCCAUAGAGGCUGCAGAGAGGGUAAAGAGUGAUGGAACAAUGUCUGUGAAGUUUUGGUUCGCCACAGGUGGAGCAGGGUUCUGCAUUAGCCGAGGUCUGGCUCUGAAGAUGAGCCCCUGGGCCAGUUUGGGGAAUUUCAUCACCACAGCAGAAAAGAUCCGCCUUCCAGAUGACUGCACCAUAGGUUACAUUAUUGAAGCCCUGCUGGAGGUGACUCUAACACACACACACCUGUUCCACUCUCACCUGGAGAAUCUGCAGAAGCUGCCGGUUACCACCGUGCUUGAUCAGGUAACUCUGAGUUAUGGAGGCUUUGAGAACAGAAGAAAUGUGGUGAGCAUCGUAGGGGGCUUUUCACUGGCUGAAGACCCCACAAGGUUUAAGACGGUGCACUGCCUUCUCUAUCCACAUACUGAGUGGUGUCCAAAGUUAAAAUCUGGGCACAACAACUGAAUGACCCAGUACUAAUAUACUGGAGGACUUGCCCUGAUUUUUGGAUUAAGAGGGGCUCACCUAGAAACAACUCUGCACAAGCGUAUUGUCAAAGAUUCCUCAUUGAUUCUGGCUCCAACAAAAACCAAAAACAUCAUAGUUCCUGAACUGUCAUGUCUGCGAGAAGUUGAUUGAACUGCUAAAUGUGGUCCAUAUGAUCUGUCAGGCUGUCUGCUGAUGUUCUUUUAGUGCCACCCUGGUGCCAUGGUAGGUACAAUUUUUAUGUCCUUUUUUUUCACAAUUAAAUCCAUUUGUUUGACCAAAUGUUACAGUGAAUUAUCGCCUGACGUCCGUCUCCAAUGCAACCCUUUAACCUGCACAAGUGUUAACAAAGGGAACUUAAAAGUUGAUGAUCCACUUACUGGUUCAUUUUUCCCCUGGAAAUUUUCCGUUUGUUUUUGCUUUCUCAGCUCACAGCAACAUAAUCUGAAGAUGUGUGGGAAAAAAGACAGAUAAUAACUGCUUGGUCACAGAGGUUUGGACUCAAGUUUUGAAUCAUUAGGUAUCCCUGGUUAAAAACAAAAUUACACUGUGAGCAGCAGAACCGACUGGAGCAUCACGUUCUGAGAACAUUUGCUGAUUUGUGAAUUGUCAUGAAGCCAGAUCAGUUUCAUACUAAUGAAAAAAACCACCAGCAAAAUAAAGCAAUAAAUUGCUCCCAGAAUAUGUAAUAAUCAUUAGUGUAUACUAAUGAUUACCCAGACCACCAUUUGCAUGAAGGCUGCCCUGGUAAGACCCCCACCUACACACACCAACUCCUUAUUGGCCACAUGUAAAAAAGCAAUAAGUUCAGGGGGCAAGUGACAGGAGUUAUUUUUUUUUUUUUGUGCCAGUGUGCCUUCCUGGUUUCUUGAUGCCGCCCUCGUUAACUGCCCAUGUUACUUUUAUGAGAACAUGUCACUAAACAUCCCCCGCCCCUGGUUUCUGUUGCACUAGAACGGGUUACAUGAAAGACAACCACAUCAGUUCAACUAGUAUGUUGGAUCUUUAAUCUUUGUGGUCCAGUAAGACAGGACCUCACCAGCUCCCGCUCUCCGCUGUGUUGACUUUACCCUUCAGUAUAGCUUACAUGUCAGCUUUGUUGUAAUUCUGCUUCACAUUAAAAUGUUUAUAUACAUGAUGGAGAAUAAUGCUGGACAUCUUAGCAGAUCAGGUUAAAGACAGGCUUUUUGGAUAAAUCCCAUCAAGAGAAUAUAAAACCAUAUAUAAUUGAAGAAAACAUGAACUGUAGAAAGUGUUUUUCAGACAUUGUUGGAUAUCAGUAUUCACUUUUUUAACACAGAUUCUUUCAAAACCAUCAGGAAAUAAACUGUAAAAAGAUGGAGGUCAUGCUGGUACUCUUGCAUGUAAAAUCUACCAACCUUAACCAGGUUUCUCAGCCAGUGAGGCAACACUUAUGUUUAAGAUUGCUGAGGUUUUUCCAUUUUGAAAAUAAUUUUCAUAUAAUUUUGCUUGGUCAGCAUUUGUGCUGAAAGUGGACAUGGGAUUGUAAUCAAAGAAGAAACCCUAGGAUGAACUGGUUUGCUGGUGGCGGUCACGUUCACAUCAGUGCCUUCUACUUUCUGUCUUCAUCUGUUCUCAGAUGGAGCCCACAAAGGACGGUGCUUUCAGUUAUUUAGUGUCGUCAAAAUGUUUUGGGAGCUCAAAUAUGACUCUGGGGCUUUGCAAGCUGUCUUCAUUAAAUUUGUUACAUUACAGUUUUUGCUCUUUCAACCAUCUCAGUUUUAAAGUUUUGAUGUCAGAUGUCUUUCCAGAUAAGAAGAUACAUCUGUGGAGGAACAGUUUAAAAAAAGACCUGAUUUGGCCAAAUCCCAUUUUAUGUGAAACACCUUUCAGUAUUUUUCCCUCCUUCCCUCCGACAUGAUGUUUUUAGUUUGAUGAAAUGACUGAUUCUGUUCAUGUGUUUUCAUGUUGUAUUGAAAUGAAGGAAAUGUUUAAGGUACUUGUAAUGAGUGAUGGUAUCUCCCACAUUAACUGAGCAGAAAUGACAAGACCUGUUAUAUCCCAAAUUGCCAAAUAUCUCUUGCUUGUGUUUUUCUGCUUUUGCACUCCUGUCUCAUGCUUUAUGUUACCUGUUGUGGUUGGAUGUAAAAAUGGAUGAACUGUUUUCUAUUUGUGUUUUCUUCUUGUUAAUAGUGGCAGUCAGUCAGUUCAGUGGGUGGACAGAUCCUGACAACAAAGGAAUACAGUUUGUUUUCAGUCCGCACAGAAUGAAUAUCGGUCCAGUAUUCCCUGAGUAGAGCUAAAAAUCAUCAAUGAGUUCCACAUUAAAGUGAACCCAAGUCAGUCUGACUAAUCACUGCAACAUGUAUGUCAUGCAGUGACAGGUUAGUUAUUUCAUGGAUCGGCUUUUAUGUAGUGGAGUUCUAUUGCAAAGUUAUCAGUCACCAUCUUCCCUGCAGGCUUGGUGUCUUCCGUCUGAUGAGACGCAGAUUAGUUGUUAGUGAAGUAAAAUUAGAUUUCCGCUAUCACAAAAAAAUUUCAGAACUCAAACCUGUCGACGUGGUUGAUGCAAACACUUUUUUUUUAAUAAACUUCUAAACCAGAGGUUCUGCUUCCUGCACACACACACACACACACGUGUGCUCAUGCAAGUACAUAUGUAUGUGUGCGUUGUCCAGGGAUGUCGGGCCAGGCCUGUCCUUUUGGAGAGGUGGCUCAGGUUUGGAAUCGCAGACAUUUGCAUUUAGGCGCUUGCAUAGAGACCUUUGGUUGUUUUAUUAACUACGCUUGUGUUGAACAAUGACUGUGCAACAAGUACUGCAAAAAAGUUAAGGCUCAUUAACCAGAGUGACUGAUGUGAAAAUAAGGCUGUUUAAAAGACACUAAAGUCCAUCCAUUUGAGCUGCUAUUAUACAGCAGUGUUAUUUUUUACAGUUCCUUUUAAACUGGUCGUGUUGCCAGAUACAAUUAACACUGAAGGUUCCCUCUCACAGUGUAUUGCAUUUGGGAAAGUCCUUGUAGCAGACUACAGAUCCAUUGAAUGGAAACUGAUAGAAGAUUAAAAGUCGUUAAAAUGUGGUUUGCAUGACCCGCUGAUGCUGGUCGGUUAAUGUGUCAGCUGUUUGCAUUGAUCUGGUCCCUGAUUUGACGAGACAUUAGUUAAAAACACAAGCCUGUUUCGUUAAGGUGAAGAUGUUUACAUGUUAACUGCUACGGGUAAGAUAAUGACUGCUCAUAUCCUCCUAACAGAAAACCACUUCAUGAAAUCUGAACCAUCCCUUCAAAGUUAGGACAGGCUUGAUGAUUCCUGAUUAUGCAGAUGAUGUCAUCUUUGUGACUGCAGCAGGUUAUGAUCGAGAAAUCAGCAAAGUCGUACUUUUCUCUGUAGCAUCAUCAAAACUUUGGACCUAAUGCUAUCCUACAGAUAAAUGAAUUCUGUCUCCACCCACUUAGCUAACAGCCUGUCUCUGCCUAGAUAGUUUGUGUUUGUGUAAAUCAACAGGCUACCUCUGCACAAAGACUAGAAUCCAAAACCAAUGUUCUCCACUGCAGGUCGGUGGAGAAAGCUGUAAUGUUUCGGUCUACUGUGACACUCAUGUACUCUGUUUGCUGUGGGAGAAAGAAUUAAAGCUUUCAUGAUGCAGACUGAA
Fundulus heteroclitus (mummichog) is the source of this 5093-nucleotide messenger RNA. RefSeq names its product RFNG O-fucosylpeptide 3-beta-N-acetylglucosaminyltransferase (gene rfng). Gene Ontology annotation, molecular function: O-fucosylpeptide 3-beta-N-acetylglucosaminyltransferase activity. The transcript is spliced from 9 exons. The record is from RefSeq and is a predicted model, not a curated record. Lineage: Eukaryota; Metazoa; Chordata; Actinopteri; Cyprinodontiformes; Fundulidae. Gene Ontology annotation, cellular component: Golgi membrane. Gene Ontology annotation, biological process: pattern specification process; regulation of Notch signaling pathway. The coding region runs from base 307 to 1461 and encodes 384 amino acids.